Oreochromis aureus is the source of this 2522-nucleotide messenger RNA. RefSeq names its product synaptotagmin XV (gene syt15). Gene Ontology annotation, biological process: regulation of dopamine secretion; cellular response to calcium ion; calcium-ion regulated exocytosis. Gene Ontology annotation, molecular function: clathrin binding; calcium ion binding; syntaxin binding. The coding region runs from base 135 to 1382 and encodes 415 amino acids. The transcript has 8 exons. The record is from RefSeq and is a predicted model, not a curated record. NCBI's taxonomy places the organism in Eukaryota, Metazoa, Chordata, Actinopteri, Cichliformes, Cichlidae.
CAGAGUCACAAACGGUAACCUCUCACAUUAACAAUGAAUGCUAAGCAGUAGCUUCAUUCCUGGUGAGUCUGUCUGAGUCAAAGCUGACAAGGAAAGACAAGAAAAGUUAUUCACGUGUUGGAGCUGACCUCUUCAUGGCUGAUCACAUGUUACAGCUUGCUGUUGGUCUGUCUGUGGGUGUCCUGUUGCUGUUGCUGCUGCUGAUUCUGAUAGCGUGCUACCUAAGGAGGAGGAAAAAAGAGCAGAGGCAGUACGAAGAGCUGCUCUCUGCAGUGCCUUCAGUCCCGGCAUGCUCCGCUCCAGUGAUCCUGGUGUCUCAGGGCUCCUGGGCCACGCCCCGUGAGAUCGCAUUCACUCUGCCUCCUCGCUUCAUCACACAAAACCAUGGAGAUCAGAAAAAUAACGAGCAGGACAAGAAAGAGGAGGAGGAUAUGAAGAUGGAGCCCCAGCGGGACGUACUGGCUCAUCGUGGGUCGCUCUCAGUGAGGAGCUGGUACCCAGUGGGGACGGUUUUGGCUGGUCUCUACUCUGUACCUCCUCUAAACGAGGUGGUGGCCCCCCCUCCCGGCAUGGCCUCCCGCCUCUGCUUCUCCGUGGAGUAUCGACACAGCAGCGAACAGCUCAUGGUCUUCUUGCUCCGCCUCAGCAACCUCCCUCCACGUUUCCAUGGCAACGUCACGAUGGUGGAGCUCAGACUUCUCCCUGAUGACAGGCGGCCCCGUCAAGCCAAGGCCCGGGGCACGGGUCCAGACCCCGAGUUCACCGACUGCUUCAUUUUCCAGGUGUCAGCAUUGCGUGUGCUUCGCAGCACCCUGAGUGUGUGUGUGCUGAGUGUGGAGCAGGAUGGUAAACGCCAUGUGGUGGGCAGGGUGCUGUUUCCUCUGGAGGGGGAGUUCGGUCAGGCUGGCAGGGUGCUCUGGAGAGACCUUGAGACUGAGGAAGACCCACAGUGUUCAGAGCUGGGGGAUGUGCAGAUAUCUCUCAGCUACAGCACGCCCCUGCAGCGCCUUUCAGUGGUGGUUUUGAGAGCUCGAGGCAUACAGCUGCUCACAGACGCAGGUGUGUGUGUCCAGGUGAUCUUACAGAAGCACACUCAGGUGGUGAAGAUGAAGCGCAGCUGUGUGGUGAAAGGUGAAAAUGACCCCUACUUCAACUUCAAGACGACCUUUAAACUGCGACCUCAGCACCUGGACGAGGCCUGUGUGAGGUUUGAGCUGCAGCAGCCAAGCAGCGUCCGCUCAGAGCCUCCGAUCCCUCUGGGAGUGCUGGUGUUGGGUCCCUUCAUGUACUCCAGGGGUCCUCAGCUGCAGCACUGGAUAGACAUGGUCAACACGGCACAGGAGCCGGUCACACUGUGGCACGGACUGCGCAGACCCACUUAACGCUAAAAGCAUCCUCAUAUGAGUAAAAACGAAAUAAAAUAAGUAUGAAUCAAUCAUCUAUCAUUUGUUAAGACAAAUUUCUACAGGAAACUCUGGAAUACAUCAAAGGAGAAAAGCUGAGAAAAGCUCAUUGUUUCGUUUUUUGACCUGCAGCUUUGCUCUUUUCGUUCACUGCUCUCAAAGUGUUGUUUUCAGCUGCCGCUGUGCAACAUUUAGCAAAUGUAUUUUCAGGUGUUACCUUCUGUAGCUGAUAUUGAACAAAUCAGAACUCAAAGAGAAAACUGGACAUAAAUUCAUCAGAUCAGCACUAAGCCGAACAGUUUUUGCUGCCCACAAAUGGUAAAAAAUAAAUAAAUAAAUAAAUGAAUAAAUAUUUAGGCUCCUACAAGUUUCAGUAACAUUUUUUGUGCAAUUCUCUCAAGAUUCAUGUAUUACUUUAAAACAAAGGAAUAUGAAUUCUAAUGUGAGAAACUGUUAUGUAAUAUAACAAUUAGAUGAUAGGGUUUAAUAAAAAUGCUGUAAUAAGACUCAGAUUUUAAUAUAGAUCAUCUUAAAGUCUGUGUAGGAAAGUCUUAUUUAGCUUGUAAGGAUUUCAAAUGUAGAGAUAUUUUAAGUCUAAACCUCCAACAUGUGACAUAAGAGCAGUCAAACACAAAAUAUAGACUUUGAUAUAAACAUUCUCAUGUUCCUGCUUAUCACUCGUCUUUUAACCUCUAUAAUUUAUCUUCAGAUCCUUCUGAGUGAACUCCAGAGUGUGCCAUUGUCAAUCUUUAUAUCUUACUAGGGAAAUUCCACAUACAUAAAUGUAAAUUUCAAAACUCAUCCCCAUAAUUUAAUUUGUUUUUAAUUGAAACUGAAUAUUACUUAAACUCUCUUAAAUGAACUUCACAUAAAAAAGGUUUAUCAUUAAUUGAAAUUCAUCCAGAAAUUUUCAACAAAUGAGCUGUCACAGAUACAAUUUUCAAGCACAAAGCUAUUAUUAAGUCUGCCACAUCCCUUUUUUUUCUUCUUUAUUUAUUUACCCUUCCUAUUUUCAUUUUCGUUGUAUUUUUCGUUACUAUUAUUUGCCCUGUAUGUCUACUGUACAAACUGAACUGGAAUGACUGACUGUUCACUUUACAAUUUCAAAUAAAGUUCUGA